AUGCCUCCCCCUCGGAAUCUGCGAGCCUUUCUGGCGCUUGCUCGGAAGAGCUUGACAGCGCCGGCAGCCCAACGUCAGGCGCCUUUGACGUUUGUCGUUGGCAAUGAAUCUGCUGACCUCGACUCCCUCUGCUCGGCCGUCGUCUUCGCCUACCUCCGCAGCCACGCUCAGCCCAAGUACACAUUGCAUAUCCCGCUGGCCAAUAUCCCCCGCGAAGAUCUGCCGCUGCGGCCCGAGCUCGCCAAAGCCCUCAGUUAUGCUGGCGUCAAGACGGAGGAUCUGCUCACGCUAUCAGACCUCGAGGAGGUGGUGAAGAGCCACGGCCUGGAGCCGCAAGAUACUCGCUGGCUGCUGGUGGACCACAAUGCCCUGACCGGCACGCUUGCAGAGCGCUUCGGCUCGCGGGUGGUCGGGUGCGUUGAUCACCACGAGGACGAGGGUGCAGUCGCCCAGGACACAGGCGAUGAGCCGCGUGUGCUACGGAAGACGGGUAGCUGCAUGAGCCUUGUGGUAGAACACUGCCAGGACGCCUGGGACGCGCUCUCCAAGGCCAACAGCCGCGAGGAUGGUGACGGCGAUCUGGAUUCCCACCUUGCUCGCGUCGCGCUGGCUCCCAUAAUAAUAGACACAAACAACCUCAAGUCAAAGGCCAAGACAACACCCACGGAUGUCAAGGUCGCUGAAAUGUUGGAGGGUAAGAUUAAAGAUGUUAAGGAGGACUUCGACAGGAAGAAGUAUUACAAGAAGCUUAGUAAGCUCAAGGAGGACAUCUCGCAGUUUUCCUUCCGCGACAACUUUCGCAAGGACUUCAAGUCUUGGACCGAGGCUGGCUUGGUUCUGGGGACGUCCAGCAUUCCUCAAGGUUUCAAAUAUAUGCUCGAGAACAUCGGAGACAAGGAGACACUCCUGCACGAGUUCCGCACCUUUGCGCGGGAAAAGGGACUAGACAUUGGGAGCAUAAUGACUUCCUCAGCCAAGGACGAUGGUAUCUUCAAGAGGAACUUGCUUGUAUGGGCUUUCAAUGAGAAAGCUGUCAGGGCCGUGGAGAAGUUCGUCGAGGUGCAGAAGGACAACCUUGGGCUUGAGCCAUUCCACCACUCCGAUCUAAGCGGCGGAGAUGGCCAGCACGAGAAACGGUACUGCUGGAUUCAACACCAGACCGGAAACAGCCGGAAGCAGUUGGCCCCGAUGUUGAGAUCUGCCAUGGCGGAAGCAGCGAAGCUCUGA
Diaporthe amygdali is the source of this 1227-nucleotide messenger RNA. Its product is annotated as exopolyphosphatase-like protein. The record is from RefSeq and is a predicted model, not a curated record. Gene Ontology annotation, molecular function: exopolyphosphatase activity. Gene Ontology annotation, cellular component: cytoplasm. The coding region runs from base 1 to 1227 and encodes 408 amino acids. The transcript has 2 exons. NCBI's taxonomy places the organism in Eukaryota, Fungi, Ascomycota, Sordariomycetes, Diaporthales, Diaporthaceae.